UGAACUGAAAGCUUCGUCAAACAACAACAUUUCUAUUCAGAAACUCGAAAAUUAACGAUCAGAUCUGGUAUUCACUCACAGUCAUGGCAUCCUCCAGGGGUCCACUAAAUGAGGAGCUCCAGUGCUCCAUCUGUCUGGAUGUGUUCACUGAUCCAGUCACCACUCCAUGUGGACACAACUUCUGCAGAACCUGCCUGAACAAGUGCUGGACAAACACACAGACCUGCUUCUGUCCACUCUGUAAAGAAACAUUCAGCAGAAGACCUGAUCUCAAGAUUAAUUCAACAUUAAGAGAAGUUGUGCAACACUUUAAGGAGAAGCUCAAUCUAGGAGAAUCUGAGGUGUUGUGUGACAUCUGUGAUGGAAGAAAGCAGAAAGCCGUGAAGUCCUGCCUGAUGUGUCAAAGCUCUUACUGUGAGACUCACCUGGAGCCUCAUCACAGAGUCCCACGUCUAAAGAAACACACACUGAUCAACGCUGUGGAAAAUCUGGAGGAUUAUAUAUGCCAGAAACACGAGAGACCUCUGGAGCUGUUCUGCAGAGAUGAUCAGACGAGUGUGUGUCUGUCCUGCACUGAAGGAGACCACAGGACUCACAACACUGUUCCUAUAGAGGAGGAGAGUCAGCAGAAGAAGAAUCAGCUGCUUCAGACACAGACAGAUGUGCAGCAGAUGAUCCAGAACAGAAUGAAGAAGAUUCAAGAGAUCCAGCACUCAGUAGAGAUGAGAAAGAUGUACUCAUCUCUGUGCAGUCGUCCACACAUCAAGAACUGCACUGAGAUCAGGAUUGACUCUGAUGUGAAUGUGUAUUCAAUGAAUAGAGCUCUGAUUCAGCUGGAGAAAACUCUAGAUGGGAGACUAAAGAAAAUUGGUCAGACUGGGUUGAAGUGUCUACAGAAGUUUGCAGUGGAUGUGACUCUGGAUCCUGAUACAGCGAUUUCAUAUCUCAUUCUGUCUGAUGAUGGAAAACAAGUCAGUCAUGGAGAUAUUGAGCGUGACGUCCCAGAAAACCCAAAGAGAUUUAAUAAAACUAUUUCUGUUCUGGCAAAGCAGGGAUUCAGUUCAGGCAGAUUUUACUAUGAGGUGCAGGUGAAGGGAAAGACUGAGUGGGAUUUAGGAGUGGCCAGAGAAUCCAUUAACAGGAAGGGGGCCAUCACAUAUACUCCAGUGAAUGGAUGCUGGACUCUGAUUCUGAGGAACGAGAAUGAAUAUAAAGCUUGUGAAAAUUCACUUGUCUCUUUAUCUCUGAGUGUGAAACCUGAGAUUGUGGGAGUGUUUGUGGAUUAUGAGGAGGGUCUGGUCUCUUUUUAUGACGUGGGCUCCAGCUCUCAUAUCUACUCUUUCACUGGUCAGACUUUCACUGAGAAACUCUAUCCAUAUUUUAGUCCAUACCUUAAUAAAGGAGGUAAAAACUCAAAACCACUGAUCAUCACACCUGUUAACAAAUAAAUUGCUAUGAAAUAUGAAACAUGAAAUGUGGAAAGAUUAUAUG
Messenger RNA from Sinocyclocheilus grahami, 1491 nucleotides. Its product is annotated as E3 ubiquitin-protein ligase TRIM39-like. Gene Ontology annotation, biological process: protein ubiquitination. Lineage: Eukaryota; Metazoa; Chordata; Actinopteri; Cypriniformes; Cyprinidae. The coding region runs from base 84 to 1448 and encodes 454 amino acids. The transcript is spliced from 6 exons. Gene Ontology annotation, molecular function: ubiquitin-protein transferase activity; zinc ion binding; protein binding. The record is from RefSeq and is a predicted model, not a curated record.